AUGUUCUCUGCAACACUGUCAACCCAUUGCUCGAGAGGCGGGUUUCAUGCCCAGAAGCUGGGGCAUGAGAGAAUCGGCCUCGAAAGACGGCGAGCAGAGGCGCAAAAAGACCGUCACAUCGCGACACCUAAUAGAGGUCUAAUUCGACAAGAGGCUCAGCAAGAAAUCCGAUCAGUGACUCCAUCACUCACCCGGUCUCCACCAGUGUUUGUCACACCACCAGUGAUGCAACCGUACAGAAUUUCAGCUGAAGAAGAGACAUUCGCUAUCUUCCUCGUUGUGGUGACUCUGGCCGCCAGAGCAUCCGCCACAGCGCAGCCUGACUGCAUCCACGGAGAUUCUGUGGGCUACUCUUAUCCUGCCCCAGCCGUCCAGCUCAACGUGGGCCCGGCUGUGAAGUACGCUUCCGUCGGUCCGUCCUACAGCGCAUACCAUGCAGCUCCGGCCUAUUCCUCCUAUUCCACGGGUCCCGCCGUGAAAGUGACGAACGUCGUGCCAGGAUACAGCGCCCACGCCUACACCCCUGACGUCACCUACGCCAAAUCUGCCGGACUCGUGCUCGCAGAUCAAUCCCCAUCAUCCAAGUAUGCGGCUGUGGCUCCAUCUGGCUACGGAUACGCCACAAGUGCUGGCCUCUCUUCCUACACAACAACCUCCGGAGUGUCAACCUAUGCCGCCGCUCCAGUGGCUAAGCUGGCUGUGUCCGCCCCGGCUGUGACCUAUGCUACAGCGGCUCCAGCUGUUGUCAGCAAAGUUGCCUACGCAGCUCCCGCUGUCACCUACGCGACGGCUGCUCCUGCCAUCGCUAAGGUCGCCUAUGCUGCCCCAGCUGUCACCUACGCCACAGCAGCGCCUGCUGUUGCCAAAGUGGCCUAUGCAGCGCCCGCCGUGUCCUAUGCCACUGCUACACCCGUUGUAGCAGCCAAAGUGAGCAACGCAUACCUCCCUCCGGUCACGAAAAUCAGCACCGGACCCGCCUACUCAUCCUACGUCUCCGCCCCAGCUGUCUCUUACGCCGCCCCACUGGCUAAGGUAGCAACCUAUGCCCACGCUGCUCCAGCUGUAUCCACCGCCUACGUGUCGGCUCCUCAUGUGGCUAGCUAUGCCGCUCCCGCUGUUGCCAAGUACGUCUCAGCUCCGGCCGUUGCCACAUAUUCGUCUGCCCCAGCGGUCUCAACGAGCUACGUCUCCGCUCCCGCCAAAAUCGCCACAUACGCUGCCCCUGCAGUCUCCACUUACUCCCACGCUCCGGCCGUCUCUACAGCCUACGUCUCUGCCCCUGCUAAAGUGGCUACCUACGCCGCCGGAGCCAAGCUCGUUGCCCCAGCUGCCUAUGCUAGCUACUCUGCCGCUCCUGCUGUGUCCACGUCCUACGUCUCCGCACCAGUUGUGUCCAAAUUGGCUGUGGCCCCGUCCUAUGCCACGUACGCCGCGCCCGCUAAGGUGGCCUACUCCACCGGACCCGCUGUGACGACAUAUUCAUCUGGUGCCGCCUUCGGCAAACUUGUGUCACCCUCCGUCGCCACUUACGCCUCAGCUCCGGCUUACAGCAGCCUCUCCGUUGGACCAAGUGUUGCCUCCUACCACGCUGGCCCCUCAGUGGCUUCCUACCAUGCCGGCCCGACUGUGUCUUCGUACCACGCUGGCCCCACAGUGGCUUCCUAUGCUGCCCCAGUUGUCAGCAAGGUCGUGUCAGCCCCUGCUGUUGCCACCUAUGCUUCAGCUCCGGCCUACGCUAGCAAAGUCGUUGCCCCUGCUGUCACCACGUACUCUUCCGGACCAGUGGUGAGCAAGGUCCUGUCUGCUCCCGCUUAUUCCGGCUAUGCUCAUGGACCAGCCGUUGCCACUUACACCUCGGCUCCUGCCUACGCCAGCAAAGUGGUGGCCGCUCCCGCUUACUCUGGUUAUGCUCAUGGACCAGCCGUUGCCACUUACGCCUCAGCCCCAGCCUACACCAGCAAAGUGGUAGCUGCCCCAGCUGUGUCUUAUGCUGCCCCAGCAUACAGUAAGGUCGUUGCUGCUCCCGCUGUUGCUUCCUACGCUGCCCCAGCUGUUGCAUCCUACGCUGCUCCAGCCUAUAGCAAGGUGGUCGCUGCUCCAGCUGUUCACUCCGUACCUUAUGCUUCGUACGCCGAUCACGGUUAUGGAGGCCACGGAUACGGAGCUCACGGAUAUGGAGGCCACGGAUAUUACGGACACUCUGGACUGAGAUACGCUGCCGCAGUUCCCGCUGUCUCCCACUCUGUCGUGCCCGCCGCCAAGGUGGCCUACGCCGCCGCUCCGGCCGUUGUGAAGACCGUCAGUGAGAAGCACCUUGAAUACUACGAUGACCAUCCUCGCUACGCCUACGAGUACGGCGUCAAUGAUCCCCACACCGGUGAUAUCAAGGAGGCCAAGGAGGAGCGCGACGGUGACGUCGUCAGGGGAUCGUAUUCCCUUGUGGAGCCUGACGGCAAUGUGCGCACCGUGAACUACUACGCCGAUUGGGAGACUGGCUUCCACGCGCAGGUCACAAACAGCCGUGAUCAAGUUCAUGGUGUGGUGGCCAAGAGGGCCGCCGUGAAGGCGUAAGAGCCGCAAUGACGCCCAUGUCCUUUGCUAAGAAGAGAAACACGCGAAGAAAAGCCCCUAGAUCAACCCCCAUAGAGAUUUCAGAUACUCAAAGUUAAACUUAAUUUAAUUUAUAGUUUUCCUCUCUUAUUCUUUACCUCUUUUUGAGUUUCUCCUCCAUAUCUAUAUAUAUACAAAUUGCCUUUAUUGUAUAUUUUUUUUGUCUAUCUGUUUCUCUAUGACAGCUAAUCUUAAUAUAAUGCCCAUAUGUAAUUGUUAUUUAAAUAAGAAUGAAGAAAAAAGCGUUCUGUAUAUUGAAGACACCCAGCAAUUAUUGUCACUGGAACUCACAAGAAACGAUCUAGAUCACUUUUCGUUUCUCAGCAGCAAAUUUUAUCCUAUUGAUUGUCCCUAUUUUGUGCUCCUCUAGUUUUUCUCUUUCACAAAUAAAUGAGAUCAUUUUUUUUUUAAUAUAUAUAUUAAA
This is a messenger RNA of Phlebotomus argentipes, 3034 nucleotides long. RefSeq names its product paternally-expressed gene 3 protein-like. The transcript is spliced from 3 exons. Lineage: Eukaryota; Metazoa; Arthropoda; Insecta; Diptera; Psychodidae. The record is from RefSeq and is a predicted model, not a curated record. Gene Ontology annotation, cellular component: extracellular matrix. Bases 1 to 2571 code for a protein of 856 amino acids.